UGGAAACACGUCCCCACGACCGCCGCUGCGAUCUUCGGCAUCACCAUGCCGUAUCGCUCACCGAGAAACCCCAUUGGCGCGUUUUUCUGGCGAAGGCGCAUGCUGUUCGAGACGACCACCGGGCGUGCGCUGCUUGAGCGGUGGGAGAAGAUCCUGCUGAUCAUCAUUCUAUACACGAUCCUCAUACUCGUCGCCACUGAGCUGUAUAAGUACGCUCCUCAGUACGCUGUUUUUGUCAAGCAGCGCACGGCAUAUUAUAUUCAUGGUAACGAGCCGGAGGAGACCGUGGGCCGUGUGGCAGAUUGGGUCGUGCGCAACGUCACC
Laetiporus sulphureus 93-53 is the source of this 324-nucleotide messenger RNA. RefSeq lists its product as uncharacterized. The transcript has 2 exons. The record is from RefSeq and is a predicted model, not a curated record. Lineage: Eukaryota; Fungi; Basidiomycota; Agaricomycetes; Polyporales; Laetiporaceae. The annotation marks the transcript as partial.